Aspergillus welwitschiae is the source of this 661-nucleotide messenger RNA. RefSeq lists its product as uncharacterized. NCBI's taxonomy places the organism in Eukaryota, Fungi, Ascomycota, Eurotiomycetes, Eurotiales, Aspergillaceae. The transcript has 2 exons. Bases 82 to 504 code for a protein of 140 amino acids. The record is from RefSeq and is a predicted model, not a curated record.
CACCAAUAUCGCGUUGCGGAAAAUACAAAAGAGACCUAUCAACUUUCCACGUCAAGAAGGGCAUAUAAAGUGCGAGACUGAAUGGGAAUGUUUACAAUCUUCCUAUCCUCAAUCCCCCUUUCAGUUUCUUACCCCAGCCCAGGUAGUUCAAGUAGCAUGGCAUCUACACCUGAUCUGUUCAUGCGGAGGACGCGCGGUCUUCCACGUCGGGAUUAUAAUGCUCUGCACAAUGGCCUGAUUUCUUCGCCUUCACAGCAGUCUGAGGGAUCUACCUGUGAAACAGGACACCCUUCCUCUCCUGAGCCCUCUUCGCCUAGGGACCUGGAAAACGUUCAAAACACACCUCAAUCGAAGCGGUCUUACUCUUUGCUUAGCUCCUCGCCUUCCCCGCUUGAUCCUGCCUUUUCAGAGAGCAGGAGCGAUGCGAGUAGUCCGCACCCGUGUAAAAGACGAAAGCCCAAAUCAUAUAUUUUUAGUAUAGUUUUGAUUAAAUUCAGGGGUUAAAUAACUACUAUGGCUGUCAAGUACCAGGAGGCUGUACUUGCCCACUAAUUUGCCUCUGAUCCACGGGAUAAAGUGUUUUUAAAGCUAUUGAAGUCUAAUUAUAUCAGUGGUCUAACUGUUAUCGCUGACUUUAAUUCUCUAGGUAGAGGGAACGGAU